Molecule: messenger RNA, 1745 nt
Organism: Polistes canadensis
Lineage: Eukaryota; Metazoa; Arthropoda; Insecta; Hymenoptera; Vespidae
Gene: Galt
Product: probable galactose-1-phosphate uridylyltransferase
Exons: 6
Coding region: 403-1509 (368 amino acids)
Biological process (GO): beta-D-galactose catabolic process via UDP-galactose, Leloir pathway
Cellular component (GO): cytoplasm
Molecular function (GO): zinc ion binding; UDP-glucose:hexose-1-phosphate uridylyltransferase activity
Source: RefSeq, a predicted model, not a curated record
AUGUAACCUUAUAUUACAUAUAUUUUCUUUAUUGGUAGAAAGAAUCAAAUCUAUAUGCUAAUUUUUAUGUAACGAAGAAAGGACGGAAAAGGUCAUAACAGUAAAAUAAAGUGAUAAGGCAUUCACGUAGACGUUCAAAUGUUUUUUGGUCCAAAUGUAAUGUUUUUUAAGCUCCACCCUCAAGUCACUUCUCAAUGUUACAUAUAUGCUUUUAAGGCGAAGGACUUUUCAAUUUAUCGCAGUCGUAUAGUUUUACUGAUAACGUGAAGUCAAGUUUCUUGGAAAUAUAUUAUAUAAACAUUAUAAUUUUUAAAUUAAAUGGAUACGCAUCAGAAUUUAUUUGCAGUUUUAUCUUAAAUGAGAACAAAACAUCUUUUAUUAUAUACAUAACGUGUAUAUAACAUGGAUACUAAUCAAGCUAGUGAAACUUUUGAUCCAAAGGAUCAUCAACACAUACGUUAUAAUCCCUUGAAAGGAGAAUGGGUGUUAGUAUCUCCACAUCGUAUGAAACGACCUUGGGGAGGUCAAGUAGAACCAAAUAUGGAUGAAGAACUUCCUGAUUAUGAUCCUCAUAAUCCACUUUGUCCAGGAAAUGUUAGAGCUAAUGGAGAGGUAACUCCUGUUUAUCAACAAACUUUUUCAUUUGUGAAUGAUUUUCCUGCAUUACUAGAAACAGUACCUUCGCCUCCAAAAUUCGAUGAUGAAUUGUUUCAAAUUGAAGCUGCUCGAGGAACAUGCAGGGUAAUGUGUUUUCAUCCCAAGUCAAACGUUACUAUAGCACUUAUGAAAGUUGACGAGAUCGAAGCAGUAAUUAAAAAAUGGAUAUCCGAAAUACUUGAUUUAGGUAAACAGUGGACCUGGGUUCAAAUAUUCGAAAAUCGUGGAGCAUUAAUGGGAUGUAGCAAUGCACAUCCUCAUUGUCAAAUUUGGUCUAGUUCCUUUUUACCAAAUGAAGCCAGAAUAAAAGACAAGUAUUUAGCUGAAUAUUAUAAUCGUAAUAAAAAGCCUCUUCUUAUCGAUUACAUGCAAAAAGAAAUUUUGAAAAAGGAGCGCAUUGUAUUAGAAAAUCACAAUUGGAUAGUAAUUGUACCAUUCUGGGCAGUAUGGCCUUAUGAGACCAUGGUACUUCCAAAGAAUCAAGUAACAAGAAUGCAGGAUUUAUCAAAAAGUCAACAAGAAUCAUUAGCAGUUAUAAUGAAACAAUUAUGCACAAGAUAUGAUAACUUAUUUCAGUGUUCUUUUCCAUAUUCUAUGGGAUGGCAUGGUGCUCCAACUGGUGAAUAUAUAAAGCAAGAUUAUCCAUAUUGGACAUUUCAUGGAAUUUACUUACCUCCGUUAUUGCGUUCAAGUACGAUAAAAAAACAUAUGGUUGGAUAUGAAUUACUUGCGCAAGUACAACGAGAUUUAACUCCGGAACAAGCAGCGAGCAAAUUAAGAAGUUUAAGUGAUAUCCAUUAUAGAUAUCCUGAAACAAGUUUAUCAGCAGAAGAAUUAGUAAAAUACAAUUGAAUAUCUUUCUCAUUACUUUUUUUGUAGUAGAUCUUUAUUUUAGAAAAAAUAAUAUUUGUAUAAAUUAUGUACAAACAUAUGCUCGUAUAAAUGAAACAAACCGUGGAAAUUAAAAAAUGUUUAUACAAUGUUAGUAACAUGUUUCGGUCAAUCUUUAAAAUACGCUUCAGUGAGGUGUGUUUAGAUCAUCUUUAUAGUAACAGAAUAACAGAAUAUAUCUUUAAUUAAUAAUUGAA